Molecule: messenger RNA, 1500 nt
Organism: Centruroides sculpturatus (bark scorpion)
Lineage: Eukaryota; Metazoa; Arthropoda; Arachnida; Scorpiones; Buthidae
Exons: 1
Coding region: 121-1500 (459 amino acids)
Biological process (GO): activation of innate immune response
Molecular function (GO): RNA binding; zinc ion binding; double-stranded DNA binding
Source: RefSeq, a predicted model, not a curated record
CCUUGACAACGACUGGGUUGCUAUAAUAACUAGACCAACUUUUCGCGCCAGCGCGAACUCCAAGGUUAAAGAUUCCGUCGUAAAAUCGUAGCCGAGUGACGUAGCAACGGUGACACAACAAUGGAGGAGAAUCUGACUCAACAGGAGCCAACGACUAGCUCGCGGGCGACUGAAGAUAUCGAGAAUGAGGAAACAAGAAAAGAAUCCAACGAGAAAGAUAAAGAUGACCAACUCGAUAAGAAAGAAGAAGACAAAACAGAAACUCAGGAGACAGGGGAUGAAAAAGAAGCAGAAGAACAAGAUAUAACAGAGGAAAUAUCCGACAAACUGAAGAAGUAUACAGCCAUCAGAUCAGUACGAUUCACCUACGAAGAAAAGCUAGAUACUCUUCAAUUAAUAAAUGCAAUCGAAGAAAAAAUAAAAGAAAAAGGAAGCGUGUACCAAGUAAGUUACCAACCAAAAAAAACAGUAGAAAUAGCACUGACAACAGUAGCACAAAAAGAAACAUUAGUAGGGCAACAAAUCCAAUUAGGCGAAUGUUGUUACACAUUAGAAAGCUUAGAGUCAGAAUUAGUAGCGAUAACAGUCAGACAUGUUCCGGGAGAGAUAGAUGAGGAAAUGCUUAAACAAAUUUUCAAUAAAUUUGGGAAAGUAUUAAAUGUAUAUCCCAAUUAUCACCCUAAUACAAGAGUAAGGAAUGGAAUAUAUCGAAUCCCUAUAGUGACAAGGAAAAGAAUUCCAAGUUAUGUGGAUGCUUAUGGCAGAAGAUUACAAAUAUAUUACCCGGGGGUUAGGAAAGAAUGUUUAAGAUGCGGGGAUUUAGAACAUGAAAUUAGGGACUGCCCCAUAAAACUUUGCUUCAGAUGUAAGAGUAAAUUACAUCUAAUUAAAGACUGCCCCGCAUGCUAUAAUUGCGGAAUAAUUCACGAAAAAGGGGAUAAAUGUCCUAAAAUCUCAUAUUCAGAAAUACUAAGAAGAGGGCCCAGAAAACACAGUUUAGAAAGGAAGAGAGAGAGAAGCUUAGAUAAAGCUCUGAAAAACAAAAAUGAAAAAAACUUACCAACAACAAACAAGCCACAAGAACAACAGAACAAAAUCCCAAUCAUAGAAACACCUAAAAAAGACACUUUACAAAGAAAACAGCAAAAAUCUAGCGAUAAAGAGGAAACCGAGAAAAACGAAGGGAGAGGUAGAAUAAGAGAGAAAGAAAUAAUAAAACACAAUUUAAAAGAAGUGAUAAAUAGUCAGGAAAACGUCCCUGAAAGAAAAGGGAAAAGGAAAGUAAGCAGAGAAAGGCAAGCGAAAGAAAAGAUAGCUAAGAAAAUCCCUUUCUGGUCAGAAAUAGACCAAAGAAAGGACCUUUCUGAAAAUGAAAAAAUUGGGGAGUUAAAUAGAAUGCUAGGAAAACUGGCUGAGGAAAAAGGAGUUAGAAGAACAGUUUCAGUGUCAGAUUUAUAUAGUUAUACGAAGGUUACACAUCCAAAUACAGAAAAUGAAUAA